UUCUGUACUUUCCCUUUACUUUCGUUUGGCGACAAGAUAGAGAUGGCAUCCAGACGUAUGGAUGACAGCCGUCGAGACGUUCUUCGGAGGAAUACAAUGUUGUUCAAAACUGAUAUGACCUGUGUCAGUGAUGUUGUGGCUCACCUUUAUUCAAACUUUGUUCUAAAUGAGUCGAUGAAAGAUGAAAUUUUGGAAUGCCGUGGACGAGGGGAACAAGCUGUACAACUACACAGCCGGAUUCCUAAAAGGGGGGACAAUGCUUUUGAUUUUUACUAUCUUGCAUUGAGAGAUACCAACAAUGAUGUGUUGGCAGAUGUUUUGGAGCCUCACCUGUGUAAUCCGUUAAUAAAAACCACAGGUACACCUGCGCACACAAAAGGACCUGUGCAAGAAACAGUAGCCAAGUCACCUGUUACCUCCCCUACUGAUGACGAACCUCCAGAUGUCCCUCCUGUUUGGCCAGAUGUUACAGCUUCACCACUUGAUGUAAAGGUGAAAAAAUGUCGUCCAGAUGAUGUUGAUAUGAAAAAGAAGUUUAUGGAUGAUGAUAAUGUAUAUUGCAUGAAAUCCAAGUCAAUGAGAAUUCUCAUUAUCAACAAUGAAAAGUUUGAAAACGCCAAGGAUACGAAUGAAGCCCUGGACACGCGUGAUGGGACCAAUAUUGACGCUACCAGCCUGGAUAUGGUGUUCAGACAAAUGGGGUUUAGACACAUAAGAACAGAACCUGAAUUAACAGGACUGAGAAUUCUGAAAACUUUGAAAGAAGAGGCUGCAGAUCGAAAGCGGACAGACGAGGGCUUUAUGUGUUUCAUUCUGUCCCAUGGCAAUGUUGGAAGCGUGUAUGGAACUGAUGGCGUUCCAGUAUCAUUAGAAGAUAUCUAUAAACAAUUUGAUGGGAAAAUGUGCAGAGCUUUACUAGGCAAACCCAAACUAUUCUUCAUUCAGGCUUGUCAAGGCACAAAGAAGGAUGACACCAAACAGUCUCCAACUCCAGAAGAAAACGUAGCUGAAUUAGAGGAACAGUUCAAAGACCUACAUCUACCAAGAGAAGCUUCAGAUUCCAGUGCUGAUGUAGCAACAAAAGCAGACAUGCUAGUUGCCACGGCAACCACGGCAGGUUAUGUCUCUUGGAGGAACAUAGAGCAUGGGUCUUGGUUUAUACAAUCGCUGGUUUACAUGCUUAAGAAUCAUGCCCACAAGUAUGAUUUACAGAAAAUACUCACUUUGACCAAUCGUAUGGUGGGUCAAAAUGCCACUCAGAAGGGAGGAUACAAACAGGCAGCUGAAAAGAGAGAUACACUGAGAAAGGACUUCUAUUUCUUCCCUGGCUUAGGUGAAGGCAGUGAUGAGUUUUUUUGACAUUAUGUCCUUUCUGGUGAUCAAUUGGAUUAUCGGACUGCUUUGUGUUCAAGCUUUAAAACUGUUUUCAACUUUUUUUUUUUUUUUCAAUUUUGUAUUGCAAACUGUGUUCUGGCUUAACCACUGACCAUUGACAAGCACAAUAUUAGAUUUAUAGGCCUACUUCAUAAGUCCUUUAAUAUCUGUCAUACCCAAAACAUCACUCACAUAAUCAUGGGAGUUGUCAUAAUUAGGCAGCAAGAUAGUCAUGUCAUGUGAUGUGCUUUUGAGUAGUGUUAGAUUUAGGAUUAACAGUGUGCUUAAAGGUUGACUUUCAAUAAAGGUUUUGAUGUUUAUGUUUAAAAAUAUUUUUUCUUAUGAGAAUAGGUAAACCUGAACUUAAUUCUUUGCCCUACUUCAAACAUAUUGGUUUCAAGCUGAACAUAUACUGGUACAUGGAUCUGUAUAAAUUUCCAAAUUGUGCCUGUACAUUUGUCUCUCUGUAAAACAUCACACAUCAAUUCCUGAAAGUUUAAAACAAAAAAAGCCCACUUUUGCAGCUGCACACUUCUUUUGCUAACGAGAAUAGAAUCAUUUUUUGGUAAUUUGACAAAGUAUAAUACCAUCAGUGUUGAAAUAAAGAUUUGGUUGACAUGCAAAAUGAAUUACUAUAUUCUAAGUUUUAAAUGACACAUUUUUAUUUUUACUUAAGUAGUUUUUAAUAGUCUCACACAAUGCCUGUGAAUUCUAUAUUACAUUCAAUUGGUCAGAUUUCAGUAUUGUUGAAUGGUAUGCAGAAUGCACAUGCCAGUGUAGAAUUGAUACAAACUUGAUGUAAAUUAUCUCUCAAGUGUAUCUCAGAAAAGAUUUUCUGCGCAAUUCCAAUUGUGUGUUCUUGUUGUACUAGUAUAUCUACAUAUAUUUUUUUAUGCUUUUCUGUAAAUUAUUAUUUCUUAAAUUUUUGCUCACUUUUAUAUACAUGAUGACAUAUAUGGACAUAUGUGUAUUCCUGUACAAGGCAAUUGGCAAUGGUCAAGGUGCUUUUCAAUAGAUAGCACACAUGAGGCGUGGGUUCAAGCCCAGCCAUGGUCUGUGAUUUGUAGCUUCUUCAGGUCUCGAUGUUUGUGGAACGUUCAUGACAAUAAGGGGUCAGCAAUGGCCGUGACAUGUGGUAGUCUUAACAGUUGUUGAAGACCACUUGUCUUCCACCAAAUUGACUAUGGCGUGCACACAUAUCCCACAUGGGAAAGUUCGUCAGUAUAAACUUGUCAGUGGUGGGUGGUUAAAUACCCACGGGAACUUCUGUUUCCUCCACGUAUUUAACAGCAGUCAAAAACAUAAAUAAAUGUUUUUGUAUGACUGUGGGAUUUGUCCUACUUGUAGGUACAUAUCUUUUAUUUACAGCAUUAUAAAUCUCUUUUUAAUUUUGUGUAAAUAUGAUGUUAAUUUACCACAAAGGUGUCUUACAAGAGUGUCAAAUCUUGACGUUUUGUGUCUCAGAUGUGUUAACCACUCACAACAUAUUUGUGAUGAAGUUUUGGAUGCCAUUUGAAAAGUGACAACCGGAUUGAAUAGCACAGUUGGUAGAGCAUCCGUUUCGGGAGUGGUAGAUCCAGGAUCAAUCCUGGAUCGAGUCACACCUAAGACUUUAAAAGAGGAAGUUGUAACUUCCUCGCUUGGCGUUCAGCAUGAAGAGGAUAGUGCAGCGACUGGUUGAUCCGUAUCAGUAUAAUGGCUCAGGCGGGCGGCUUACUUGCCUUCGGUAAGUCGUCUCAGUGAAGCAGCACUAUAUAAAAGUGCGGUGGAAAUCCGUUCUGCGACAAGGAGGCACAUUACGUACACCCCACGGAUUCCUUCGUCGUCAUUGACUGAAAAAUUGUUGAGUACGAUGUUAAACCCAAACACUUAUGAAACCAUGCCAGUAUACAUGGGAAGGGUGUUCAGUGUGUGUUUAUGGAUCAUAUCAGUGAGGCAGCAUCUUAAACAUCAAUGCAAGCCAGGUACAAAGGGGUACCACAGUGUACAUGAAUGUCAUUUGACUGAAACCACCUUUUUGAAAACCAGCUUUUAUAGGGUACCUUAAUUGUUCAGCCCCUUUCGGAUAUGAAAAGGGCAACUUUCAGGGCAAUUUAUGCUCAUUUUUAAUCUGAUUUUGGAGACAAAAAGUAUAAUUUUAUCAGUGUACACAGAAUGAUGUCUUCAGAAUAUGUUCGAAUUAUCAUCUUGCAAACAUCGAAAAGGUUGAAGAAUUAAAGCAUGUGAUCCGAGUAAGAUUUCCUCAUUGUCAGUUACACUGUAGUUGCUGAUUAGCUAUCUGUCUUUGUAAUGUGCGUGGGAUGUUGGAAAAAGGUGAGAAGUUCUAUACCUCUGAGCAUGUAAUUACAUUUCAUUAAUCAUGUACAUAGUAUUAAAUCCAAUUACCAUUGUGUCAGUCAUUCAAUAAUUUGUCACAGUCAGAGGCAUGUAAUCAGUUGCGAGAGUAUGUUAUUGAGUAUUUAAACCAGUAUUGAGGAGGAACUGUCCCCCCUAGCUCUCCAGGGUUUUGAUUGGUUGAUAGCCCGAAGUGUCUGUUCAUUCGAUAGAACAUCUUUGCGAGAUGAAUAGAUAUGACACGUCUCAUCUUUGAACACUGUUUGGUGCUAAGUUAAUAACCAAGGAUACAUUCAGUGUUCCAGAAGGGGCCUCACUGGCUCAGAUGGUCCUAAUCACUGGCUCUGUGCCACUAUUAGUCCCUUGACUAAUGAAUUUGCGUGCUUCUGUUACUUUGGCCGCAGCUUUUAGACCGCAGGAUUGUCAAAUACCUAAGGGGCUCCCUUAGUAUUCUUGAGUACAGCAUGAAAGACCAAUCAAAGAAAUAAAUAAAUCAAAUACCUUGUAAAGGUCAGUGGUCCACUCUAGUUUCCUCUACUCAUAAACCUGACCAGUGUCGUACAGGUGAAAAAUUCUUGAAUACAGUACUAAACACUAAUCAAUCAAUCAAUGUUCCAAUCAAAUUUUCUGGACAGACAGCAAAACACUCUGAC
Liolophura sinensis is the source of this 4361-nucleotide messenger RNA. RefSeq names its product cell death protein 3-like. Gene Ontology annotation, molecular function: cysteine-type endopeptidase activity. Lineage: Eukaryota; Metazoa; Mollusca; Polyplacophora; Chitonida; Chitonidae. The record is from RefSeq and is a predicted model, not a curated record. Bases 43 to 1359 code for a protein of 438 amino acids. Gene Ontology annotation, biological process: regulation of apoptotic process; proteolysis. The transcript is spliced from 9 exons.